AUGAUCAACGAAACUUAUCUUUAUUCUGAUUUUGAAACCAUGCCAGUAAUUGCUGGAAUGGAUUUUAAAAACAGCAGGUCGUCAACAAUUGACGAACCCUGUACUUUCUUCAAUUGUACGAAAUUUAUCGAACAAUUGAGAAACCCCACCAACUCCAAUGAGCCCACAAAGCGUUUUGUGAAUCCAUUGAGUCAAUUGCAUUCCGGGAUACCACUCUAUGCUGGAAUGUUCUCCACUGAGCUUUUUAACUAUGUUAAAAUCUUAACUACUCAUAAAAAGUCUCAAGCACCAGCCGCUUCUGGAUGUCCCCCUCCUCCUCCACCAAGAAGUCUGUUGCCUGAUAAACCACACUUCUUCAAGCACAAAAAGACUCGAAAGCUUUCUGUGAGUGUGUUCUCUUACGAGCAUCCCUUCACAAAACUUGAGAAGCUUAAAAAUGAAGCUCUUGCCCACUUAGUUGCCGACUCUGGUGACGCUGUCUUGAAAAUGACGGGUGGAAGGCAAGUUCAAAUCGUUAGGCCAGGCGUCGCAGUAAGAUUGCACAAGAACAAAGCUGUUCAAGUGGAAACUGAAUUUAAAUCAACUGAUAAUCCUCUAGGUUGGUCUGAUGACGAAGACGAGUACGACGACUAUGAAGCCGGUGAUGGGUUCGAGUUUCCAGAACCCAGUUAUGUCGACGUCGACUGGGUAUUAAAGUCUUGGGGGAAGUUGAGUAAGUUCUUUUACAAGAACCCUCUCGAAACACUUCUGAAGCUUCUUGAGGAUUUUGCGUUGUAUCCUGACAAAUAUAUGGCUAGCACCAAGAUUCCAGGAGAGGCUUCCCUCUACUCAAUUGCACCAGGUGUUGCCGUCAGAUUUCAUAGUGAUGAUCAAUCAGGCGAUCCUGUUGGCUGGUCUGACGAUGAUGACGACGACUGCGACUCAGAUGAUGCUUUUCAUAGCGACAAUCUUAAAGGAAUUCAGGAAAAUGUCCCAUUUCAACGCCCUCUUGACGUCAGUACCUUUUUUUACCAACAUCCUCUUAAUCGCUUCAUCAAUCUCUUGAGAGAUCUUGCUACGAGGGACCACAAGUGGACUGGCAAUACUUUCAAAUUCUCCAUUGGAGUAAAUGCUCACUCAGUUUCUCCUGGCAUUGCCGUCAGAUACUACGAAGAUGAGGAUUCAGAGUCUGACGACCCUAUUGGUUGGUCUGAUGCUGAUGAUGACGAUGAUGACGAAAGCAAUACCGAAAAGGGUCUGAUGAUGCCGGAGGUGGACUAUGAUUCGGAUACCACACUCGUGGAGGGUGAAAUUUCUCUGCCUUCUAAGGUUCCGAGGUUUGCCUGCCUCUUUUACAAGGCUAAACAUUGA
Molecule: messenger RNA, 1350 nt
Organism: Candidozyma auris
Lineage: Eukaryota; Fungi; Ascomycota; Pichiomycetes; Serinales; Metschnikowiaceae
Exons: 1
Coding region: 1-1350 (449 amino acids)
Source: RefSeq, a predicted model, not a curated record